CUUCCAAGCUCGGACUCAGCCACCAGCUCGCGCCUCGGCUCCCCCUCCCGGGCCCCCUCCCCGGAGCCCACCGAGGGCCCCUCUCCCGCCCCCAGCCGCCAGCCAGCACCGCAGCCGCGGGGGGCUGUCCCCCGCCAGCCUGCCUCCCUCCAACACAGCCCUGCCAGAGCCCCCCCGACCAUGAAUCUCUUCCGAUUCCUGGGAGACCUCUCCCACCUCCUGGCCAUCAUCUUACUGCUCCUCAAAAUCUGGAAGUCCCGUUCCUGUGCCGGCAUCUCCGGGAAGAGCCAGGUCCUGUUUGCCGUGGUUUUCACCGCCCGCUACCUGGACCUCUUCACCAACUAUAUCUCCCUCUACAACACGUGCAUGAAGGUGGUCUACAUUGCCUGCUCCUUCACCACGGUCUGGAUGAUUUACAGCAAGUUCAAAGCCACUUACGAUGGGAACCACGACACCUUCCGAGUAGAGUUCCUUGUUGUCCCCACGGCCAUCCUGGCGUUCCUGGUCAACCACGAUUUCACCCCGCUGGAGAUCCUCUGGACCUUCUCCAUCUACCUGGAGUCCGUGGCCAUCCUGCCGCAGCUCUUCAUGGUCAGCAAGACGGGCGAGGCGGAAACCAUCACCAGCCACUACCUGUUUGCGCUGGGCGUCUACCGCACGCUCUAUCUCUUCAACUGGAUCUGGCGCUACCACUUUGAGGGCUUCUUCGACCUCAUCGCCAUCGUGGCGGGCCUGGUUCAGACAGUCCUCUAUUGCGACUUUUUCUACCUCUACAUCACCAAAGUCCUAAAGGGGAAGAAGUUGAGUUUGCCAGCAUAG
This is a messenger RNA of Orycteropus afer afer, 819 nucleotides long. It is a transcript of the gene KDELR1, whose product is annotated as KDEL endoplasmic reticulum protein retention receptor 1. Gene Ontology annotation, biological process: endoplasmic reticulum to Golgi vesicle-mediated transport; protein retention in ER lumen. Gene Ontology annotation, cellular component: membrane; endoplasmic reticulum; cis-Golgi network. Lineage: Eukaryota; Metazoa; Chordata; Mammalia; Tubulidentata; Orycteropodidae. Gene Ontology annotation, molecular function: ER lumen protein retrieval receptor activity. The record is from RefSeq and is a predicted model, not a curated record.